Molecule: messenger RNA, 2339 nt
Organism: Rhea pennata
Lineage: Eukaryota; Metazoa; Chordata; Aves; Rheiformes; Rheidae
Exons: 14
Coding region: 1-2262 (753 amino acids)
Biological process (GO): arabinan catabolic process; xylan catabolic process
Cellular component (GO): plant-type cell wall
Molecular function (GO): xylan 1,4-beta-xylosidase activity; alpha-L-arabinofuranosidase activity
Source: RefSeq, a predicted model, not a curated record
AUGGCGGCGCUGGUGGGCGCCGCGCUGCUGCUGGGCGCCGCGCUGGGCUGCGGCCGCCCCGUCGGGGCCGUGCCCGGGCCGUUCCCCUUCCCCUUCCUGGACCCGGCGCUGCCCUGGCACCGCCGCCUCGACGACCUCGUGGGCCGCCUCAGCCCCGCCGAGAUGGUGCUGCAGGUGGCGAGAGGGGGUGCCCUGGGCAACGGCCCCGCGCCCCCCAUCCCGCGCCUCGGCAUCGGGCCCUACAACUGGAACACGGAGUGCCUGCGGGGCGACGCCGAGGCCCCCGGCUGGGCCACCGCCUUCCCCCAGGCGCUGGGGCUCGCCGCCUCCUUCAGCCCCGAGCUCGUCUACCGCGUGGCCAACACCACCGCCACCGAAGUGAGGGCCAAGCACAACCAUUUCGCUGCCACGGGCCACUACGAGGACCACACGGGGCUCAGCUGCUUCAGCCCGGUGCUGAACAUCAUGCGGCACCCGCUGUGGGGCAGGAACCAGGAGACGUACGGGGAGGACCCGUUCCUCACCGCGGAGCUGGCCGCCGGCUUCGUGCGGGGGCUGCAGGGCCAGCACCCGCGCUACGUCAAGGCUAGCGCCGGCUGCAAGCACUUCAGCGUGCACGGGGGCCCCGAGAACAUCCCCGUGUCCAGGCUCAGCUUCGACGCCAAGGUGCUGGAGCGGGACUGGCGCGUGACCUUCCUGCCCCAGUUCCAGGCGUGCGCGCGCGCCGGGUCCUACAGCGUCAUGUGCAGCUACAACAGGAUCAACGGCGUUCCGGCCUGUGCCAACAAGAAGCUGCUGACGGACAUCCUGCGGGACGAGUGGGGCUUCGAGGGCUACGUGGUGAGCGACGAGGGUGCCGUGGAGCUCAUCAUGCUGGGGCACCACUACACGCGCAGCUUCCUGGAGACGGCCGUGGCCGCGGUGAACGCCGGCUGCAACCUGGAGCUCUCCUACGGCCUGAAGAACAACGUCUUCAUGCACAUCACCGAGGCCUUGGCCAUGGGCAACAUCACGCUGGAGACGUUGCGUGCCCGGGUCCGGCCCCUCUUCUACACGCGCCUGCGCCUGGGGGAGUUCGACCCCCCGGCCAUGAACCCCUACAGCGCCCUGGACCUGAGCGCCGUGCAGAGCCCCGCGCACCGCACCCUCGCGCUGGAAGCCGCCGUCAAGAGCUUCGUCCUGCUGAAGAACGUGCGGGACACGCUGCCCCUGCGGGCGCAGGAGCUGCGCGGCCAGCGCAUCGCGGUGCUGGGCCCCUUUGCUGACAACCCCAGGGUGCUCUUUGGGGACUACGCACCCAUCCCCGAGCCCCAGUACAUCUACACGCCCCGGAGGGGUCUGGAGACGCUGCCCGCCAACGUGAGCUUCGCGGCGGGCUGCGGCGAGCCGCGGUGCCAGCAGUACUCGCCGGCCGAGGUGGAGGCGGCGGCGCGGGGAGCCGACGUGGUGGUGGUGUGCCUGGGCACGGGGACGGACGUGGAGACGGAGGGGAAGGACCGGGAGGACCUCGCCCUGCCGGGCCACCAGCUGCAGCUGCUGCAGGACGCCGUGCGCGCGGCUGCCGGGCGCCCCGUCGUGCUGCUGCUGUUCAACGCGGGGCCGCUGGACGUGAGCUGGGCGCAGGGGCACGGCGGUGUGGGCGCCAUCCUGGCGUGCUUCUUCCCGGCGCAGGCCGCCGGCCUCGCCAUCGCCAGGGUGCUGCUGGGCGAGGAGGGCGCCAACCCGGCGGGCCGGCUCCCGGCCACGUGGCCGGCCGGCAUGCACCAGGUGCCCCCCAUGGAGAACUACACCAUGGCGGGGCGGACGUACCGCUACUACGGGCAGGAGCCCCCGCUCUACCCCUUCGGCUACGGGCUCUCCUACACCACCUUCCGCUACCGGGACCUGGUGCUGAGCCCCGCGGCGCUGCCCGCCUGCGCCAACCUCACCGCGUCCGUGGUGGUGGAGAACACGGGGCGGCGGGACGGCGAGGAGGUGGUGCAGCUGUACCUGCGGUGGGAGCAGCCCUCCGUGCCGGUGCCCCGCUGGCAGCUGGUGGCCUUCCGCCGGGUGGCCCUGCCGGCCGGCCAGGCGGCCAAGCUGGUCUUCCAGGUGACGGCCGCGCAGCGCGCCGUCUGGGCGCCGCCGUGGCGCCUGGAGCCCGGCGCCUUCACCGUCUUCGCCGGCGGGCAGCAGCCGGGCCAGGAGACGCGGGCCGGCUCCGAGGUGCUCAGCGGGCGGUUUCGGGUGACCGGCGCUGCCCGGCCCCUGAGCAGCUGCUAGAGCCCGGCGCGACGCGGCGGCAGGGUGCUCGGGCAUCUGCCUUGCAAUAAAGGCUGCCGGUGGCGGCUGGCACUGUG